Glarea lozoyensis ATCC 20868 is the source of this 1239-nucleotide messenger RNA. RefSeq names its product Protein kinase-like (PK-like). The transcript is spliced from 2 exons. NCBI's taxonomy places the organism in Eukaryota, Fungi, Ascomycota, Leotiomycetes, Helotiales, Helotiaceae. The coding region runs from base 1 to 1239 and encodes 412 amino acids. The record is from RefSeq and is a predicted model, not a curated record.
AUGGACAUGAAAACCGAGGACUUUGCUCAUCCUGAGAAUGUCUAUCCUGGACUUAUCCAUUCACGUGAUCGAACGAAUCCGGAAUUCGCUAAAUAUUACGACUUAGAUGAUGUGGAACGUCUUUUUGACGAAAACGGAGGACUCGUCGAUCAUGAGUUAUGUUGGCGCUGCGGUUUAACGGCUUAUAAUCAGGUCUUCACCUCUUACGCACCUAGGCUUAAAAUCCUUCACACGAGAGCCAAUAUGGGCAUGUGGGCUUUAGGAUCGAAUUGGUUGCUUAAGGACUACCCAAACGAUGGUUGUUCUCCAGGAAACGACUAUAUGACGCAGAAGUUCUUACGCUCCCAGCUUGGCUCAGGCUUAGACAUUCCGAUCUUAAGGGACAUCCAGCUCAUUCACCGUCCCGAGGAGAAAACGUACCUUUACGUGAUGAGUCGCGCCGAAGGCCAGCCUCUCUCGAGGGUGUGGGGUGAUCUUUCCGAUGAUGCGAAGACUAAGAUGAGGGAGCAACUCUUUGAGUUUAUGUGUCAGGUUAGGCGGUUCACAGCCGAAGGCGCUCAAACAGUCGAUGGAGGGAAAAUCGACGACCUUAUCCUUGGGAAUUGCGAAGUGUACAGGCCAUUUUGUAAGAAAGUAGGCUUCACGAAUGACGAGUGGUUUAGUAAUAUCGAGGAGGAAUUGCGGGUAGGAUUAGCCGAAAUUCACAAAACUCGCGACCCGGCUAUAAUCGACAGGGAAUUUCAAGCACUUAAGGAUAACUUUCCUAAGUCAGAACCGUAUGUCCUUACACACGGCGACAUUUGUCCGGAAAAUAUCAUAGUUAAAGACGAUAGGAUAACCGCAAUUAUCGACUGGGAGUACUCUGGCUAUUUACCUUGGUGGGCAGAGCGUUGGCUGUCUAUACAUCUUGGUACUCAAUGUGGUCCUCUCAUGGAGCCACUAUUUGACCGCUUUGAGCCAUUUCAGGACUACGACACAUUUUAUGAUGAGGUUGUUGCUAAAAUAGAACCAGUCCGCAAAGCUUAUAAAGCUUGUCAAAGAGAACAUAAAGAUAAUUAUGAGAAGUGGAUGCGCCCAGCUUUCUCGAAAACCGAGCCUUGGGCUGGAGGCUUUCAGAUCGGAGCUAUGGGUGGUACUUCAGAGAGAGUCCACAAAAUCUUACCUGCAGGCACUCCCCUACCUGAACUCCUCAGUCCUCAAGAGAUCGAGGCUUUAUUAGCUGCACAGAGUAAUCAGUAA